Brassica rapa (field mustard) is the source of this 2295-nucleotide messenger RNA. Its product is annotated as mediator of RNA polymerase II transcription subunit 15a. NCBI's taxonomy places the organism in Eukaryota, Viridiplantae, Streptophyta, Magnoliopsida, Brassicales, Brassicaceae. Gene Ontology annotation, biological process: regulation of DNA-templated transcription. Gene Ontology annotation, molecular function: chromatin DNA binding; transcription coactivator activity. The record is from RefSeq and is a predicted model, not a curated record.
UUGGUAAUUUAAAAGCUGCGCGACGACAUUGAAAACUUGGUCAUCCUUUACUUCUUCAUCCCGAUCAAUCCUACUCCUUUGUAACAAACCGUGAAGUCGCCUCGAGAUUUUUGUAACCGUAGGGAACAGUUAGAUGGAUAACAACAAUUGGAGGCCUUCAGGAGACCAACAGAGACAACAACUGUAUCAAUCCCAAAGAACCCUUCCGGAGAUUCCAUCAUACUCCACGGCACAGACGGAAAGUGGAAAUGCGGUUGAUUGGCAAGAGGAGGUUUUCCAAAAGAUCAAAACUAUACAAGAAGCGUACUUACCUGAUCUUGCCGUAAUCUAUCAGAGAGCUGCAUCCAGGGUGCAGCAAAUGGGUUCUCUUCCGCGGCAACGAAGAUCAGAGCAGUUUGAGAAAUUGAAACAGUUCAAGGCAGCGGUGGAGCGAAUGAUACUAUUCCUAUCGGUGUCAAAGAGAGAUGUCAUACCUGCAUUAAGGGAUAAGGUGGCUAUCUAUGAGAAGCAGACUAUAGAUUUGGUAAAUAUGCUAAGGCCGAGGAAUCCAGUUCAGCAAGGGGAGCUUCCCCAACAAUCAUCUCAUGUUGUGUUUUCUUCUCAAGGCCAACAGUCACAAAAUCAGCCAUCCCAGCAGCAGCUGAUGAUGCCCCUUCAGUCGCAUCAUCAGCAGUUACAACAACCUAAUCUGCUACAAAGGCUACAAUCUUCAGGCCAAUUCACAGGUUCCCUGCUUCCACCUCAAAAUGUAGUGGACCAACAGAGACAACAACUAUAUCAAUCCCAAAGAACCCUUCCGGAGAUUCCAUCAUACUCCACGGCACAGACGGAAAGUGGAAAUGCGGUUGAUUGGCAAGAGGAGGUUUUCCAAAAGAUCAAAACUAUACAAGAAGCGUACUUACCUGAUCUUGCCGUAAUCUAUCAGAGAGCUGCAUCCAGGGUGCAGCAAAUGGGUUCUCUUCCGCGGCAACGAAGAUCAGAGCAGUUUGAGAAAUUGAAACAGUUCAAGGCAGCGGUGGAGCGAAUGAUACUAUUCCUAUCGGUGUCAAAGAGAGAUGUCAUACCUGCAUUAAGGGAUAAGGUGGCUAUCUAUGAGAAGCAGACUAUAGAUUUGGUAAAUAUGCUAAGGCCGAGGAAUCCAGUUCAGCAAGGGGAGCUUCCCCAACAAUCAUCUCAUGUUGUGUUUUCUUCUCAAGGCCAACAGUCACAAAAUCAGCCAUCCCAGCAGCAGCUGAUGAUGCCCCUUCAGUCGCAUCAUCAGCAGUUACAACAACCUAAUCUGCUACAAAGGCUACAAUCUUCAGGCCAAUUCACAGGUUCCCUGCUUCCACCUCAAAAUGUAGUGGACCAACAGAGACAAACCCUUCCAGAGAUUCCAUCCUCAUUGUUAAACUCCAUGGCACAGACGGAAAGUGGAAAUUCUGUUGAUUGGCAAGAGGAGGUUUACCAAAAGAUCAAAACUUUGAGAGAUACGUACUUAUCAGAUCUAAAAGAAGUCAAACAGAGAGUUGCAGCCAAGUUGCAGCAAAAUUCUUUUCCGCAUCAACAAAGAUCUCUGCAGUUUAAUAGAUUGAAACAAUUAAAGACAAUGUUGGAGCGAAUGAUACAAUUCCUAUCCGUUUCAAAGAGAAAUAUAAAACCUGCAUUAAAGGAUAAGGUGGCUUCUUAUGAGAGGCAGAUUAAACGUUUCGUAAAUAUGCACAUGCCGAGGAAGCCAGUUCAGCAAGGGCAGCUUCCGCAACCUCAGAUGCAGCCUGUGAAGCAACAGUCAUCUCAGAACGGUAAUCUUGCCAUAAACAGAGGUGACUGGAGAGCUCUACAUCCACCAGGUUCACGCCAGAAGAAUGUCAACACGCUAUUGGAAACACUGAAGAAACAUGUUCCAUAUUCUGGGGAAGAAGGAAUCGAAGAGCUCAUGAGAAUUGCUGUGAGCUUCGAGGAGUUGAUUUUCAACACCGCGAAAAAUCAGAUGGACUACUUUUGCAAAAUAUCCUUGAAGAUGCAGAGUAUGAAAGAGGAAAGCUAAAGCCAAAUAAGGGGGAAGGCAAGUGCAUGUACAUAUUUGUGUAUAAAGAAGAAACCUGCAAGAGGCAUGAAGCCAUGACUAAACAUGUCAAGUGUGAUUUCUAGUUUCUUAGUAACAGUAGCAAACGAAAAAGAAUCUCUCUUCCUUUUUCUGGUGGAAACAAAAACUAAGUUAUCACUUAUUUUGAUAAAAGAAAAUAGAGUUAUCACUUAUAAAUAGGUUUAUGUAACUCUUAAUAUUCAUUUAUUUCGUUUUGAUUGAUUGGUUGA